AUGACUCCCCCGAAUCUCCGCACCGUCCUCUUCUUCCCGCCUCACCUCUCCCCCAAUCCCACUACCCUCCCCCUUCUCACAGCCCUUCAAUCGCUACUCAACGUCUCCUACACUGCCACAUACUGCCUUCGUCCAGAUAUCUUCGGCACCUCGCACCUCCGAAUCGCAGAUCCGGCCACAUUCGCCGACAUCAUCGGCGCGGACGGCUUCACCAUCGUCGUCUUCGCUGUGAAAAGCGAUCAGCGCCGGGAUCCGACCGAAAGCAGCGACGGCGACAGGGCGCAUGCGAAGAGGGAUGGCGAGCUGGCGCAGAUGGUAGCGACCGGUAGCGUAAUGGCCGUCGAUGACGAGGAUGUCAGAAAGCGCGCGCAGUGGGCGUCCCGUGCCGGGCGGGCUGCUCCAGGUCAAGAGAGGCAGGGCAGAAAUGACUCCGAUUCUAAUUCCAUCUCUGCUGCGUUGGGAGAACUCAACGACAAACUCCAAGCGCUCUAUCGUGAACGACAAAACCCGGUUCCCAUACACGAACUUCGCGCCUUUGCGGUCUCGCCUACGCAUCGGGGCCUUGGGCUUGGCGCUCGCGUUUUGAAAACUGUGGAGUGGCUGCUUGGUCGCGAUGGGGUUGGAGUGCUGGAUUUUUCAAGGGGAGUACAUGCGCCGGGAUCUUCAGGGGCGCAUUUGUCGUCGUCGUUGCGGACUGAGAUGGGUGGUCAGGUGCACGGGGUGGAUUUGGAUGAGGUGAUGAAGGUUUGGGAUCAGAAUAGAAUUGCAGAUUUCGCUGGGUCUGAAGCUAAGCAGUUGGAAAAAGACACUGCAAGCGGUGUAGAGUGUCAGUUGGGUCAUCGCAAACUUAGGCUCGUCGCUAUCCGCGAGCUCGGCAACGAGGGUUACUAUCAAAGGCGAGGAUAUAAAAGCCUUAGGACCGGUAUCCUGCCAUUGGGUACUUGGGGCAGUAAUGCUGAGUGCACUACUGUGUAUAUGGAGAAAAGUAUCUGA
Letharia columbiana is the source of this 993-nucleotide messenger RNA. RefSeq lists its product as uncharacterized. NCBI's taxonomy places the organism in Eukaryota, Fungi, Ascomycota, Lecanoromycetes, Lecanorales, Parmeliaceae. The transcript has a single exon. Gene Ontology annotation, molecular function: acyltransferase activity, transferring groups other than amino-acyl groups. The record is from RefSeq and is a predicted model, not a curated record. The coding region runs from base 1 to 993 and encodes 330 amino acids.